AUGGACGUCAGGCUUACAUUACAUCGUGUGGCUAUUGUUAAAGACUUGGAACCAAAGAAACACUGGAAUUACCUGAUUCAAGAAGGGGUCCUUAAUGAUGACGAUCUGGAAGAACUUAAAGCCGAAAAAACAAGGAAAGCCCAAGCAGAACUUCUAAUAGCAAAAGUGUUACGUGCGGGUCGCCAGAACAUUGAUGUUUUUGUGAACUCUUUGAGCAUUUAUCAGCCACAUUUGUGCGAGUUACUUCAGAGUAACUUACCAGAAAGGCUGCAAAGACAACAAGGUAAUUAUAUCGAGUCUGGCAACUGUACUGAAGUCGUUUUUGUGAAGGGUUCACGUUUUGAAGUGUUACUUAAACGCUGCAUUUGCACCUUUGAAGUGUUUCAACACGUAUUGCAUUCUUCAGUAAAACCUUAGGUAAAGGGUUCCUUCAGCCUUUCGAAACUUAAGGAUAUUAGACUCCAUUUUUAUUUUGGCUCGAAGAGGCAAAUGUUUCCCUCCCAACAGGGCAUGAUGUUUUCGUUUUUUCUUUUAACUUCCUCGCGCGGGUUCCAGAAUCCCUAGGGAUUUUCCCAUCAUAUGAAAUUCACAAAUAACCUGAAACAGGCGCCAACUGUAGCUCAGAGAUACUAAGCUACAAUAUUGAUGGGGAAGUGUGAAGAUCAAAACCAAUUUAAGGUUUAAACUUUGUGUUAUUAUAACGGCUUUCAUUUUCAUUUCAUUGAAUAUAAGGUUUAUUUGCUUACUUUUUCGUUGUUAAUAAUUGUGAUUUUCAUGCCCUUCUCUACCAAAAUUUCCAAAAAAAUGCGACAACUUCCAAACAGUUCUGAGGAUGUUCCAGUGACUUUCAAACAUCACUGAAGAUUUCCUGUGAUGUUCAGAUGAUUUGGGUUGCUGAAUCUAUAUUGCAAGGCUCCAAACCUUUGCGCCAUCUUGCCAAGAUCUAACCUGCACCUGAUGCGUUUACUUCACGAGUCAACUGCCACCCCCUAAUCAAAUUAAGGUAUCUGUCAAAAUUUGUGUUAUCAUGUACUUUACAGGCAAGCAGUGAAUGUUAAGUUCAUACGGUAGUCAUUACUGAAAACGUUACAGAUUUUAAAGACCAAGUUAACACUGCUGUUGUUGCAAAUCUUGUCUUAUCAUUGCCGUGUGGUACCUUUGUUCAAAUCAUCAAGUCAAAAAAAUUAAUAAUUCAUUGAAAACAAUAGUGGAGCAACCGAAUUCUCUAUUUUACUGGAAGUGGUCAAAAGUAUGGGGAUUGAUUCUGCAGCAACAAAUCUUUCAUGGUCUUUCAUCAGUUUGCAAAAGUGCGUGAUUAAAAUCGACAAUAAUUAUUUUGUUUACACAUUUUUACACAGUUGAACUCAAUCGGAAAUCAAAGACAACAAUUUUGCCUCGUAUGAGCUAAAAAGCGUUGAAGAAGAAAUAGCGGAUAUCCUUACUGGUGACAAAUAACAACUUGUCCUCAUCUCAGGUGUCAAGGUUUUUCUCUGUUCGUUGUUGACUUGAUUCAUUAAAAAAGUAUUGAAUUUUUUCUUUUAAGACCUAGCUUUAAAACCUAAGCUUGCUGUUAAUAGAAUUCCUUGAUCGUCUCAUCGCCUAUCUAUUAGCUCCAGAAGUCAGAUAUGUUGCUUGACCAAUCAGGGCAGGGCUCUGAAGGAUCGUUUGUUUUUCGACCAAUCAGACAGAAGUCCAGAUCCUGGAUUAUGGGCAGACGACGCGUAAAGUAAAUGUAUCAGGCAUUAUGCAUAUCUCGGCAAUAUUACCACGAGGAGAGCUAUUGUGAGACUGAGCACUGAAUAAGUAGUCCAGAAUUUUGAGUUUGGGGUAAAAAACUGACCUGUACGCGUGGGAUCAGUGUCUUCAAUUUAUUAGCAGGCAUGUUGCAUGAUCGACUCCUCCUCAAUAUAUGCGAAAGACCAGUUUUGAAAUUUAGACUAGGGUCAACUAAACCCCUCUAAAACAGCCUCAGUAUAAUACCAUAUUAAGUCUGGAAAAGUUUUACUUGCAUGUUACUAAAGCUUGAUUGUGGAAAUUGUUUCGAUUAUUAUUCUACUAUACAAUGAAGUGUUUCUAUGAAUUUAUUCCUUCAUAACUGUACAUGUCAUGACUCACAAGAAUCCCUCCUUAAUGCUUGAACAACCUAAAGGUAUGAUUAUGAUAUCAGCUGAAAAAAUAUCACCAAAAAUAAAGCAACUUUGUUAAAAUCAAUACAUCAACUUUAUAAAAAUUAUAGUAUUAUUUUGCCAAGGCAAAGAAGCAGUAAGUUAUUCCGUAACCACCUAACACAUCUGCACACAGGUAAGGUACAGCUUCAAAAGUUAAUUUUACAUAAAGAUUUUAUGCAUGAGAAGAUUUUGGGCUUCGCUGUCUUUAAGUGUGGAUAACAGCUAGUAUGUUGAAUGUGUAAGCAAUGGUUUUGUAAGGAACAUUAAAGCAACAUUUUUCUAUUUUUUUGUUUGUUAGGCUCUACUCAAGCAACUGUAGAAAAUGUUACACAGCAAAUAACUGGCUUGCAUGUACAUGUUGAACCUGCUACUUUUGUUCGCGAAGGUAGAAUUGUAGUUACUGAAUAAUUUCUUUGUGCCCCAACAUGCUUGUAUUUAAGAUCUUUGCUCUAACUGUCAACAGUCAGUAAAACCAACAGCAGAUUGGUUUUCCUUAGCCUGUGUGGCAAGUAUUUCCUUGCAGUUUUGGAGGAUAGAAAGACCUCCGCAUCCCUCCUCUUUUAAUCUCCCAAACCUCAUCGAAACGCUUGCUACGCAGACAAGGUUUCCUCAAAAAUUCCAUAAGUUUAAAUAUUGCCGGUUAAACUGGAAAAGUUUGUUAGGUCCACAAACUCCAUGCAUUGUGUUGUGAAUUAAGCAUAAGUGUUGUGAAAAACAUCCUUUAUGUAUGCUGUAUAUUAAGUGUCUCAUUAUUAUACCAACUAUAAUAAUGUUAUGACUGUGAUUGGUGAUCAUUGACUGACAAUAAUGUGAUACCAAGGACACAUAGUACAAUUCAACUAAAGAGGACAGCAGUAGCAGUCAAAACAAAGGGAUAACACCAGGAAAUUAGUCAGAAAAAUGUUAUUAUAACUUAAUAUUAUCAAGUUUGCAUGAAAAAGAUUUGACGGUGGUCGAGGGUUGAUUCUGGAAAAACUUUGUGUACCUCCAGAAGUUUUAUAGCUACGCACAUAAUACAGUAAUAAAGUAAUAUUUUUUACCAUGAAUUACUUCAUACAUGUAUAUUAAUGAUCAUUUGCUAUUUUUUUAAGCACUCAGCCCAGUGGAGCAUGAAGGUGGUGAAUAUCCAUUCACUGCAAAUGUGGAAACCAGUAAAAUAUCAGAUCAACAAUCAAGGCACACAACACAACUACCACCAGAUGAAGAACAAUGCUUUUUUGUGAUUCCAACAGAUUUGAGUAAGCUCCCAGCACACAUUCAUCCCAAUAAUGCUGAAGAGGUCUACCCCAUGUCAUCAAAACCGCGAGGAAUUGCGCUAAUUAUAAAUGUUGAAAUUUUUGUCCCCAAUCCUGAAAAGACCAAGAAGGAGGAGGAGAAAGAACAGUUAGAUAAUCGUCAAGGGUCAGAUAAAGAUAUUGAAAUGCUGGAAAAGUUGUUUGGAGCACUUGAUUUUAAAGUAAAAAUUGAGAGAAAUCCAAAAAGAGAAAAAAUCCUUAAGGUUUUGGAUAACAUAUCCAAUGAAGAUCACAGUAACUAUGACUGUUUUGUGUUGUGUCUUAUGAGUCAUGGCUUAGAGGGGUUUGUCUAUGGUGCAGAUGGAGAAAGAGUCCUUCUAGAAGAUGUAUGUGGUUUUUUUAGCAAUUCAAGGUGUAGAACUCUAAAAGGAAAACCAAAACUCUUUGUUAUUCAAGCUUGUAGGGGACGUGACAAAGAUAAGGGUGUAGUGAGGGAUUCACCGGGUAGCCCUGAAACUUUACCUGGUAACCCUGUGACAGAAGCGGCCAUUAGCAGCGGCAGUGCUGAUGGUGAGGAUGACGUUGCCGACCGAGGCUUUCGUUUUUCAAUUCCACAAUAUAUUCCCGACCAAGCUGAUAUGCUUAUGGCAUAUUCAACUGUCAGUGGCUAUGCUUCAUUUAGAAACCCACGUGACGGAAGCCGUUUUGUCCGUUGCCUUGUAGAAGUGUUCCGCGAAAAGGCAGGUCAUGAAGAUGUACUGAGCAUGCUCACUAUGGUGAAUAACAGCAUCAGCAGCAUGGGUGAAGUUGAUUCCAAACAAGUCGGACAACCAACUUCAACCCUAACAAAGAAGCUGUUCUUUUGGCCAGGGCUGUAA
Porites evermanni is the source of this 4281-nucleotide messenger RNA. The record is from the annotation of a GenBank genome assembly. NCBI's taxonomy places the organism in Eukaryota, Metazoa, Cnidaria, Anthozoa, Scleractinia, Poritidae.